Molecule: messenger RNA, 1326 nt
Organism: Lachancea thermotolerans CBS 6340
Lineage: Eukaryota; Fungi; Ascomycota; Saccharomycetes; Saccharomycetales; Saccharomycetaceae
Gene: LPL1
Product: putative hydrolase
Exons: 1
Coding region: 1-1326 (441 amino acids)
Molecular function (GO): monoacylglycerol lipase activity
Source: RefSeq, a predicted model, not a curated record
AUGGGCGGCAAACACCUUUUCGUGCUAGUGCACGGUUUGUGGGGUAAUUACAAGCACAUGAACUCUAUUCGCGAUGUGUUUUCGGAAACACUCCAUGGGAGUGACGAUAUCCUGUUUUUCUCCCCGCGACAGAACGGCUACUUCAAGACUUUUGAUGGCAUUGAGAUAAUAGGUUACCGUACUCUGUUGGAAAUCUGUCAGUAUAUGAACCGGUUUGAAAAGGGUGAAAUUACGAAAAUCAGCUUCGUUGGGUACUCUAUGGGUGGGCUCAUCUCGCGGUUUAUAAUAGGCAAGAUCUUUACAGAGUGCCAUGAACUGUUCCAAAAUAUUGAGCCACAGCUUUUUAUUACAUUCGCCACACCGCACUUGGGCGUCCACUUUUUCUUGAGAGACAAUCACGCUGGACACCAGCGGGCAGCUCUCAAACUCCUUUCCGCACUUGGAACCACAAUCCUGGGUCGGACCGGUAGACAGCUGUUUAUUCAGGAUAGUCUACCUGAAAAGUCGGUUCUAGUGCGGCUCAGCAGCGGUGAUUACCUGGAAGGGUUAGCGCGGUUCAAGCAUCGCAUAUGCGUUGCCAAUGUGAAGAACGACAGAUCCGUGGCCUUUUACACGUCCUUCAUCACAGACUGCGAUCCAUUUAUGGACACAGGAAACCGCAUCAAGUACGAAUUCGAGCACAAUUUGCCCGGAGAAAACUUGAAGAUGGUCCCCCGUAUCAUUAACAUGGAUAAACUUGAUCCAGAUGCCUCCCGGCCUCCACGCGAAGGCUUUCAAGUUUUACGCUGGAUUCUGGUCCUUCUUAUUUGCUGCGCCCUUGUAUUUAUCCUGCCUUUGUUUUUUGUUGCCAACGUGUUAGGUACAUGUUACAGCUACCUGGCCACUAUCAAUUACCAGAGGAUGUUGCAUAAGGGUGAAGGCGGUGUGUUAUUGCGCCGCAAAUUGGGUUUGCGAGAUAAAAUCGCGGACACUUUGCGCGAUACUGUUGGCGUACUGGCAAGUGAUCAAGAAGAAAGUCUUGACGCUGACAGUGGUGAACCAAUGGUCAAGGAAAAUAUCUCAUGGGAGGAUUUUAUCAACAAAUAUAACUGCAGUUGGGGUUCAAACUCCAAAACAAAGUUCAAAGCCUUGAAUUUUGAUGUGCAGAGGAACAGCAUCUAUCAAAACCUGGACAAGCUUUCCUGGAUACGUAUACCGAUCUACAUUAAGUCGCUGAAUGCGCAUGAUGGGAUUGUAGCCAGAAAAGGCUUGAAAGGGACAACUCCAUAUAGCAUUUCCGGCCUUCAGUUCGUCGCACAGCUUGUGGAUUUCUUAAUUUCCCAGUAG